Messenger RNA from Eubalaena glacialis (North Atlantic right whale), 1041 nucleotides. RefSeq names its product peripherin 2 (gene PRPH2). The transcript has 3 exons. The record is from RefSeq and is a predicted model, not a curated record. Gene Ontology annotation, cellular component: membrane. Lineage: Eukaryota; Metazoa; Chordata; Mammalia; Artiodactyla; Balaenidae. Gene Ontology annotation, biological process: visual perception. The coding region runs from base 1 to 1041 and encodes 346 amino acids.
AUGGCAUUGCUGAAAGUCAAAUUUGACCAGAAGAAGCGGGUCAAGUUGGCCCAAGGGCUCUGGCUCAUGAACUGGCUCUCCGUGUUGGCUGGUAUCAUCAUCUUCGGCUUAGGGCUCUUCCUAAAGAUUGAACUCAGGAAGCGGAGCGAUAUGAUGGACAAUUCCGAGAGCCAUUUUGUGCCGAAUUCCUUGAUAGGGAUGGGGGUGCUGUCUUGUGUCUUCAAUUCUCUGGCGGGCAAGAUCUGCUAUGACGCCUUGGACCCUGCCAAGUAUGCCAAGUGGAAGCCCUGGCUGAAGCCAUACCUGGCCGUGUGUGUCCUCUUCAACAUUGUCCUCUUCCUGGUGGCCCUCUGCUGCUUCCUCCUGCGGGGCUCCCUGGAGAGCACGCUGGCCCACGGGCUCAAGAAUGGCAUGAAGUUCUACCGGGACACAGACACCCCAGGCCGGUGUUUCAUGAAGAAGACCAUCGACAUGCUGCAAAUUGAGUUCAAGUGCUGUGGCAACAACGGCUUUCGGGACUGGUUUGAGAUUCAGUGGAUCAGCAACCGCUAUCUGGACUUUUCCUCCAAAGAAGUCAAAGAUCGUAUCAAGAGCAAUGUGGAUGGGCGGUACCUGGUGGAUGGAGUCCCCUUCAGCUGCUGCAACCCCAGCUCGCCACGGCCCUGUAUCCAGUACCAGCUCACCAACAACUCUGCACACUACAGCUAUGACCACCAGACGGAGGAGCUCAACCUGUGGGUGCGCGGCUGCAGGGUCGCCCUGCUGAGCUACUACAGCAACCUCCUGAAUUCCGUGGGUGCUGUGACGCUCCUCGUCUGGCUUUUUGAGGUGACCAUCACCAUCGGGCUGCGCUACUUGCACACGGCGCUGGAAGGCGUGGCCAACCCCGAAGACCCCGAGUGCGAGAGUGAGGGCUGGCUUCUGGAGAAGAGCAUUCCAGAGACCUGGAAGGCCUUUCUGGAGAGCGUGAAAAAGCUGGGCAAGGGUAACCAGGUGGAAGCCGAGGGUGUGGAUGCAGGCCAGGCCCCAGAGGCUGGCUGA